AUGAGUCUGUUCACUGGUAUAGCGUGCUUUAGUGCAUCUGUACCAACCUCUGUACAACAGGCAUGGGUUACCUAUGGCGGAAGAGUAUUACAGCAGAAAAACGGACAGAAAAAUGUCAAAGCGAGAUUUUACUUCUGCGAUGGCAUGGAAGAUCCAGCGCUGUCUGAGUUUUUGCAGGAGUCCAUCGUCGUUUGUUCUUUCGGGUCCUCUUAUCAUCAUUCAGUAAAUCUUUAUGAUUUUUUGGUCCAUAGGUAUUUCACUCGGGGUGGAUCGCUGAUGCCGUCACAGCCAACUUCCAAACUCCCAUGGCUCGAUAUGUCCUUGAUGGUCCGUUUCACUGGUCACCAGUGCUAUGGGCUCACUUCAUCCUGUGACGCAGGGCGAUACCGCGUCAACCAUCACACCUCGCAAAAACAUCCCACUUCCAAGACCCCUCCCGUCACUCCUGACCAAGCAGAGAAGCUGCCAGCCUACUCUCCCCCACGCGCACGUAAAAAACACCAGGACCCUCCACCCGCGACCGGAAACAAUUCUACUUCCUCGGAACCCGAGAAAUCCACUUCUGUUCUUCCUCAUUCUGAUGUUUCCAAGAAGCGCCAAUUGCCUAUUGAUGAGGACGAGUCGCAAGCUGACAACCGGCCUCAGAAGAAAGUUCGCAUCGUCAAAUUCCUCCCCAAAGAUCCAGCUCGGAAGAAGGAAGAUCACCCUCACAAAGAAAUCAAUAAACCUGCAACGGUCCCGAACCUCGAUCUGCGCAAGUUCUCCGUCCCGUCGAAGACCUUUUUCAAGUACAAGAAGAUUCCGGACACCACACAGAAAGCACAGCAAGACGAGAACAUUUCCGAAAGGCACGAAUUUUGGAAGACUAUCCUCGACCCAACCACUACUUCUCCCACUGUCUCCGUCUCUACGGCCCUCCAGGCCCUUCGCGAGGCGCCGAUCGCUACCAAGGCCGUACGAUUCAAGCCAGGUCUGCAGCACAUGGGGAAGGAAUUCCGCUGCUACUAUGCGCUCGAAUGA
Sparassis crispa is the source of this 1020-nucleotide messenger RNA. RefSeq lists its product as hypothetical. The coding region runs from base 1 to 1020 and encodes 339 amino acids. The record is from RefSeq and is a predicted model, not a curated record. Lineage: Eukaryota; Fungi; Basidiomycota; Agaricomycetes; Polyporales; Sparassidaceae. The transcript is spliced from 5 exons.